Molecule: messenger RNA, 2262 nt
Organism: Sclerotinia sclerotiorum 1980 UF-70
Lineage: Eukaryota; Fungi; Ascomycota; Leotiomycetes; Helotiales; Sclerotiniaceae
Exons: 6
Coding region: 1-2262 (753 amino acids)
Biological process (GO): intracellular signal transduction; protein phosphorylation; regulation of MAPK cascade
Cellular component (GO): cytoplasm
Molecular function (GO): protein serine/threonine kinase activity; ATP binding
Source: RefSeq, a predicted model, not a curated record
AUGGAUCAAGAAAUCAAAACACCCAGCCCUUCAUUCGAGGCCAGACAAAAAGAUAAUCCAUCUUUCCCCUUUCAUACAUCUUUACGAAGUCAGCGAAGCUCUGGAAGCUUACAGCGAGCCCCGUCGGCACCUUCUUACCCCAGAUCUUACUACAACCCGCAAGGUCAUACCCGAAAACACACCUCACCAAAUCCCGCUUCCAGUAAUUCGUCUCUCGAGCAUCAGUAUUCGAACCCCUCUCCAGUAUUGGCCGCUUCAGAAUUCGUGCUUCAGCCCAUGGGCAUGGGAGAAGCGAAUGAUAAUCGACGUUCCAUUCCAUCGCGACCAAUAAGUGAGAAGAGUUCUGAAGAGUUUGUCGGUGCUCCCUUUGAUAGUUCUGGGUUCUCUGGUUUUAUGAGCAGUAUUGGUGUUGGCUCGCCAAGAGGAGUCAAAAUUUCCGCACCUGAGAAUCCUGUACACGUUACUCAUGUUGGGUACGAUAAUACAACGGGACAGUUCACUGGGCUGCCGAAGGAAUGGCAGCGUAUGAUCAACGAAAGUGGAAUCACGAAAAAGGAACAAGAGCAACAUCCGCAAACAAUUGUCGACAUCGUGGGUUUCUACAAGGAGAAUACGGAUAAAGGCGGCGAAGAGAUAUUUGACAAAUUCGAUCAUGCAAAAGUGCCAGAGAUUGCGAUGGCGCGUCCUGUGCCGCCGCCAUUGUCCCCGGGCUUCAGCACCCCGAAUUAUGGCUCAAUGACCCCGAUGAUGAGUCCUCCAGCGAGUCCUCGAUUCCCUGCAAAUAACGAGUCGAAUUUCGAGAAUCCAAGAUCACCGCCGCCUAUCCCGCGCGGAACACCAAGUAUGGGUUCUCAAUCCAAGCCUGAGCUCAACGGAAUCAUACCCAACAGACCAGCACCUAGGCCACCCGUAUCGAUGCAAGGACCGUCUCGAAUUGCACCUCCACCAUCUGCCGCUGGCAAAGAUUCUGGAAUUGGAAUGACUCGUCAGAGUGAUGAUUUACCGGCAUUGGCAUACGUCCCCCCGACUGUGCAGGACAAUGGUCCUAUGCUCCCGGAGGAACACAGGUCAAGGUCAAGAUCGAAUUCAAAAGUCAAUGGCACAUCGCCAUAUGCAACACCAGUGCCAGCAUCCCCACAAGUCUAUCAACAACAAAUUUUGCAUCACCAGGAGCAAGCAAUGCAGCAGGCCCAACAGGCAAUGAGUCGGUCAAUCAGCGUUAAGAAGCCCACUCAACAAGCUACUCCACCAACACCUCAAGGUCAAUUCUCGGCGAAUGGUCUUCCACACCCGGCCCAACAACCUAGACAAGUACCAGGCCCGCGUCCUAGACAAAGAACGCGACAAAGCACUGGUUUUGAUAUAGUUGCAAGGUUGAAGCAAAUUUGCACAGAGGGUGAUCCUCGAGACAUUUACAAAGAGCUCACUAAGAUUGGUCAAGGUGCAUCUGGUGGUGUCUAUACUGGUUAUGAGAGGGGGACAAACCGAUUGGUUGCCAUUAAACAAAUGAAUCUCGAACAACAGCCAAAGAAAGAUUUAAUCAUUAAUGAAAUUCUUGUCAUGAAAGACAGUUCCCACCCGAAUAUAGUCAACUUUAUUGAUAGUUUCUUAGUUACUGGGGAACUUUGGGUUAUUAUGGAAUAUAUGGAGGGUGGAAGUUUGACGGAUGUUGUCACGUUCAAUAUCAUGUCUGAGGGUCAAAUUGCAGCUGUUUGCCGGGAGACUCUGAAGGGUUUACAACAUUUACACUCCAAGGGAGUUAUUCAUCGUGAUAUCAAGUCGGAUAAUAUCCUGUUGUCAAUGGAUGGAAACAUCAAAUUGACCGAUUUCGGCUUCUGCGCCCAAAUUAACGAAGCUCAUAACAAACGUACUACCAUGGUUGGUACACCUUACUGGAUGGCACCUGAGGUUGUCACACGCAAAGAAUAUGGACGCAAGGUUGAUAUUUGGUCUCUUGGUAUCAUGGCCAUUGAAAUGAUUGAAGGAGAGCCGCCCUACCUCACGGAAUCGCCCUUGAGAGCUCUAUACCUGAUCGCAACAAAUGGCACUCCUGCUAUCAAGAAUGAACAGGAUUUGAGUCCUGUCUUCCGAGAUUUCCUCUACUUUGCGCUCAAGGUCGACCCAGAAAAGCGAGCUAGUGCUCAUGAUUUAUUAAGACAUGAUUUCAUGAAACAAUGCACAGAACUCGUACAAUUAGCACCCUUGGUACGAUCUGCACGCAAUGCCCGAGCGCAGGAAAAGGCCCAGAAGGCACUAUCAUGA